This is a messenger RNA of Hansenula anomala, 5006 nucleotides long. It is a transcript of the gene SCC2, whose product is annotated as cohesin-loading factor complex subunit SCC2. Gene Ontology annotation, biological process: establishment of mitotic sister chromatid cohesion; regulation of gene expression; establishment of protein localization to chromatin. NCBI's taxonomy places the organism in Eukaryota, Fungi, Ascomycota, Saccharomycetes, Phaffomycetales, Wickerhamomycetaceae. The record is from RefSeq and is a predicted model, not a curated record. The coding region runs from base 1 to 4539 and encodes 1512 amino acids. Gene Ontology annotation, molecular function: chromatin binding. The transcript has 2 exons. Gene Ontology annotation, cellular component: Scc2-Scc4 cohesin loading complex.
AUGAAUGGUGAAUCUAAAGGUGUCAAGUCAGACCAAUUCCCAGUGAAUUUGCAAGAGGGAUUAGGUGUUACACCAUUGACAUACCUCAUUCCAACUCAAGAUCUGGCCGCAUUAAUCCUGCCCACAAGUUUAACGCCAAUAAGUCCAGAGAUUAAUGAAGAGGAAGGAUGUGAAUUAUAUCAAGAAAAUGUGAAAGCAGUCUUUGAAAGCAAUAGCCCGUCGUAUGAUUCUGUUAAGCAAAACGUUCUGGAGACUUACAGUUUCAGUCAAUGUCUUGAGAAUUCGACCCUUUCAUUUAGAGGUACUUCUUCUACAAUAGAGGAUGAAACUACACACGAAACAAAGUCCUUGUUUGAUGGAUUACAUGGUUUAGCUAAAAAUGUUAUUGAUAGUGUGCCUCUGGUUUCUCAUAAAAAUAUUGUCAGCUCAAACAAAGAUGCUCCUCAAACCGUUACAACUUCUAGACCAAACCCCAAACGUACAGCAUCCACCCUAAUUCAGGUUCAAAAUGAAGUUGAGAUAAAGAAAAGAAAAUCUGACAUUGGCGUUCAACAUUUACAACUUGAAAGCAUAUCAAACCAAAAAUUGACAGAUCUUGUUGUUAAUAAGAUUGGAUUAGCUGAUGAACAAUGUGAAUAUGAAUCAUCAGACUUAUGGAUAGAACUACCCAGUUCAGAACAUGUUUUGUCAGAUGAUGUCUUUGUUGAAGUUGAGCAAUAUUUACUUAAAGUGAAGGGAACCAGAUUGGUGCAGGAGUUUUCCUUUGAGGUUUUGGAUAGGCUUAAAAAGCUAUCUGUGAGAUCUAUCAAGUGCUCUGAAAAUUUUGAUUGGGCUGACGUUGACCUUCAAAGUGAUUUUUGGCCAUUGAAAAUAGCAUUAAACAGUCUGAAAGCAGUGACUACUAUAUUGAUUAUAUACAACUGUCAGAGGAAAGAGAAAAAAUUAUAUCUUGAUGAGGAUUUGGUUUUGGCUUUAGAUUUCAUUUACAAAUUGACAGAGGAUUUAAUCUUAAAGCUCACUGUUCAGAGUGAUGAGUGGGAUAAUGAAAACGUUCAGUUGAUAAUUGGGGUCAUGAAUUUAUUGACCAAGAACUUAGAACUUUUUGGUGAUUAUAUCGCUUCUAAUCAAGCUAAUGAUACUGUUUUGACAAAGCUGGAAUACUUGUCAUUAAUGAUCUUCUUUCAUGCACCAGAGAAAAACAAAUUUACCACAAGUAUGCAAAGUUUGAAAACAUCUUCAAUGAACUUGCUUAUUGAUUUAUUCAGAUCCAAGAAGGACCAAAGAUCUUUUAUUGUCAAUGAGGUUCUAUCUAAUUUUGAUAGGCUACCAACUCACAAGACACAAUCUAGACAGUUGAAGCUAUUCAGAGGGUUGAACAUUCAGUUUUUUACAGCCUCAAUAUUAAACUUUAUUCAAAGUUUGAACAUAAGAGAUAUUGAAUUGAAAGAAACAAUUAAAGAAAAACAGCAACAUAAUAGGGAUGCUGGUUUAGCAGAUUUUAUUGAAGAAAAUAACGAGAUGAAAAGAAUAACAGAAGAGCUACAGACCGAGAAAAACUCUAUAUUGUCACUUAUCUCCUCUACACUUGUCAACAGAAUCAUUACUCAGCUCAAUGCUAAUACAAAACAGUUAUUUGAGUUAUUCAUUCAAGAUUUGCUUAAUGUUGUGCAGUUCCCGGAAUGGUCAGCCUCCGAACAACUUUUAAGUUCAUUGACUAACACUUUGGUGUCUAAUUCAGAAAAUCAACCUUCAAUCGUUGAAACUUAUUUAUUGGAAAUAAUUGGAUUAAUAGGAUCUACAAUGUUGGAACUAAAAGGCCCUAACGACUUACCAGACCUAAGUGUUUCAGAUCUAACUGAUGAAUAUUCAAUAGUUUCGAGCUAUUUGUUGACCUUGAGAGAUGCUUUUCCUGUGAAGUUUUCCGGUGACUCCUUUGUUUAUGAUUGGAUAUACAAAUUAUCCUCCAAUAUCUCAUCCAGUACAGAGGAGGAUUAUGCUAAAGCCAAAGAGAGAGAAACUUAUUUGAAAUUGUUGUCAAGUUACUAUAAGGAGCAAUCAAAUGGUCUUAUCAAAAAAAAUGAUGGAAGUGCUACAGAGGAAAAUGCUACAUUGUGCUACAAAAAAAUUCUCUUGUCUGGAACAUUCAUGAAGCUCUACCACAACUUUUUGACUCAUUUAUUGAGAUCAAUUGACCAUCCCAAGAUUAAAUCAAGGACAAGGGCAAUGAAAAAUUUGGCACAACUUAUUGAUAAAGAUUCAAGAUUAUUGAAUCUCCCAAUGGUGAAACAAUCUUUGUCCAAUAGAAUUGCUGACCCAUCCCCCCUUGUUAGACUUGCAGUUCUUGAAAUUUUUGACCAGUAUAUUUUGAAGAAACCGGAGUUGAUUGGUGAAUUUUAUCAAACAUUAAUUUUGACAAAUGAUAAAUCUGUCAGCGUCAGAACAAAAUCAUUAAAAAUUGCAAAAAGAAUCUUUUUAGAAGCAAGUAACAAAGAUAUUAAAGUUUUUGCAUUAGAGAAAAUUUUGAGAAGACUUGAGGAUGAUGAAGAGAAUGUGCUUGAUUUAACCAAACAAUUAUUGAUGGAAACCGUGUUUUUGGGUCUUUAUGAUCAAAUUGGAGCAUACUCUAAAGAUCAAAUCAAACAGAGAGAUGCUGUCAGCUUUAUGAUUGAUAUUUUACUUGAUCUUAUAAACAAGUCAGAAAAAACUUGGGAACUCUUUGAGAAAUAUUUAAAUGAAGACAUUAUGAGAAAGACUGAUGAGAAUAAGAAAUUUCACAACAACCUCUUGAGUAUAUCCAAUACUAUAGUGGAUGUUCUUCUGACAUUUGUUGUUGAUUAUGUUGAUACAGAGAAGCAAGAUUCAGUGGAGAAAAGCUUAGGUUUAUUGUCAAUUUUUUCUAAGUGUGAACAUCCAUUGAUUAACCAGGAACAGUUGAUGUCACUACAACCUUAUUUAACUUCAGAAUCUACAGUUUCAUCAUCUACAUCCUAUUAUACGUUGAUCAUUUUCAGACACACUCUUGGACGUACCAAUUCAUACAGAGACCAAUUUUUAACAGACUCUCAAACAUCAUUACUAAGAAGGUUGACAAAGUUUAAUACUAGAGAAUUAGACGAAGCUAUGCCAUGCAUCUGGAUGAUUUCAACAAUGAAAAAAGAUACAACUAAGAUUUCUAAUGCUGCUGCUUCUUGUUUGACUUUGAUUAAACCUAAUGUUGAUAAGGCUUUGAAGGAUGAACUUGAUAAAUCUGAUCCUAAGGUUUUAAGACUAAUAUAUUUGAUUGGAAGUUUUGGUAAAUACUGUGAUUUAGAAGCUAAUAGGCAAGUGUUCAAAAAUGCCAAAAAGCUUGCCUUGAAAGACAAAGAAAGUGUCUUGAGCUUAAUAACUAAGUAUCUUUUGAUUUUUACAAGAGAUUCAGUGAAUAGGCAGAUAAGAAGAGUCGCUGUGCGAAAUAUUAUUAAUGUUUGCUCAAGCCACCCAAAACUUUUCAUGAGUUCCCCUGUUUUAAAUGUUUUAGAUAAAGAAUUUACUGGAUCUAGCAUUGAUUUUAAAGAGGUGAUGAUACAAGGAAUUUUUGAGUUUUUAGAAAGAGAAGAGAAGAAGUCAUCAAAAAGAUCUGGUCAUGAAGGAAAAAUUUCAAGUGAAGUCAGUCUUGAUGUUGAUGUGUUCCACGGUAACUCCAAGAUGUUUGAAAACGAUGGUAUUUGUGCAUCUCUAGUUCAACGUUAUAUGGAUCCAAUUUUGGAAAUGUGCACUUAUGAUGAUGGUGAGCAUUCAUAUCUUGCUGUUAAAUAUCUCAAAUUUAUUGUUAAACUAGGGUUUGCCAAUCCUAGGAUUUGUAUUCCAACAGUUGUUGCACUUGAAGCUUCUAAAGUUCCCUAUGUUAGAUCAAUGGCACUUGAAAUACAUAGAGAGUUACAUUCAAAGCAUGAGUCACUUAUCGACUCUAGUUAUAUUCAUGGUUUCAAGCUAGCUGUGAAAUACAGAGCUAAACUUUCAUCAGGGUUGCUUACUGAGAAUCAGCAGUAUUUUCAAAAAUUUUACAAAGUUAUUGAGGAGUCAAAAGCAACAAAAAAGAAAAUCUUCAAUCAGUUGGUCAAAUCCUUUACGUUUAGUAUUGAUGGUUGCACUGAAGAACAAGCUUUGUUCAUGAAAAACUAUGUUUUAUUUAUGGCUAAUACAAUCCCAUGUUGUGAACUGUCAACAUUGGAGGAGGUGUUCAUAUUGGUUGAUGGUAUUGAUGCUGUUUUAGCCAAUCAAGGUGUUACGUUAUCCAGUAAUGUUUCUGUCAAAUUGAAUCAAACUGAUCCAAAUUUUGAUUGGAAGAUUUAUGGAUAUUUAAGUUUGGCUAUUUUAUCACUAUAUGAAUUGAAAAAUUGUUUGAUCCAGGCUUACAAGAUUCCAGAGGAUGGCCAAAGAAAUGAGCUGAAGUCUCAGAAAACUAAAUUCACUGAGGUUCCCAUUAAAUUGUUUGAUAUUUCCCCAGAAGCUGGUUCUUUUAGGGAAAUAUGUGAAAAAUUGGCGACUAUUUUACUUUGAAGCGGAAGUUGUUAAUUACAGGUUCAUGCAACAGGAUGUUUUUCCAACUUCGCUAAACCACGAACUAGUAAAAGUGUAUAUCACAUAGAAUUUUGAAUUAUACAAGUUUGCUAAUAUCGAAAAGAGUGUACGAGUGGGGGCAGAGCAUUGAACAAAGAACAAAAUUCUAUCUCAUACAUAGUACUUCAAGUAGCUUAACGGUUAAUUUCCUGCUUAAUUAAGCACUCAAACCAUGUUGUUAAAGUUUUUCUGAUCUCAACCAGACAAGCUAGUCUUCUAGCUCUCAUUAUAUUUACUUCAAGUUGAUUCCAUUCGUUGUACUUGAAGCCAAGCAUCUAAAAGAGCAAUAAUUAAGCCAUUUAACACACUCAAGAACAAUCGAGUAAUGUCCAUGGAAAGGAGAGUGGGAUAUCUUGUAAUCGAUAAUUGAACAGGGUUUUAAUUUUUUUUUUACAAAAGAAUGUGAC